AUGUCAAAACUACAAGGGAACGGUGUACCCCAAUGCAGUAGUCCAGGAGCAUCUAGCAUCGAAAGUGGAUUAAAGGCACUGAGAAGAAGGAACAAAGCGGUCAAAGAAGAUUCUAAAGCUGCAGGACCAGUAGCACAUCGAAUUAUCUUGGGCCAAAGCUCUGAAUUGCCCAUCCGAGCCCGUUUUGCACCAUCACCAACAGGAUAUUUGCAUUUGGGCUCUCUAAGAACGGCCCUCUUCAACAAUUUAGCUGCCAAGGCGUCAAAUGGCGGUGCGUUCGUUCUACGCAUCGAGGAUACUGAUCAGAAGCGUCUGGUAGAUGAUGCGGAGGAGCGUUUGAUCAAAGAUCUCAGAUGGGCAGGUCUAUGUUGGGAUGAAGGUCCUGACUGCGGCGGUCCGUUUGGACCAUAUAAACAAUCGGAAAGACUUGAUAUCUACAAGGCUCACGUCCAAACUCUGCUUGAGCAUGGCCACGCUUACCGUUGCUUCUGCAGCCCAGAACAACUCGAGCUGCAAAAGCGAGAACUCCACAAAGCUGGGAAGUCUACCGCAUAUCCUGGGACAUGUCGCUCUAUUCCACAUACCGAAUCAGAAAGACGAGCUCGCGACGGAGAUCCUCAUGUAGUUCGUUUCAAAGGCGAUGGCUUUGGCCGACCCAAGUUCCGCGAUGCUAUCUAUGGGUUAUUUCAGAAGCAGGACCCGGAAGAAGAUUUUGUGUUGUUCAAGUCCGACGGAUUUCCUACCUAUCAUCUUGCAAAUGUUGUUGACGAUCAUUUAAUGAACAUAACUCAUGUCAUUCGAGGAGAAGAAUGGUUGAUAUCGACACCCAAGCAUCUGGCACUGUAUAUGGCCUUUGGGUGGGAGCCUCCUACCUUCGCCCAUCUCGGGCUGCUAGUCAACCCCGAUGGCAGCAAACUUAGCAAGCGCAAUGAUAGCGUCAAUCUCUCCACAUAUCAUGACAAAGGUGUUUUCCCAAUGGCUCUACUAUCAUGGCUGGCUAACUUGGGCUCCUCCUUUAAACCCAACGUCAAGCCGCCUCGAACCAUUUCAGAUAUUGCCGAUGCUUUGACUUUCAAGUUCACUCGAGGUGGCAUAAAGCUCAAUAUGGAGAAACUGGACCACUUUGACAGUAAAUAUCGGGACGCCAUAUUGUGGGACCCUAUAUCUGACCUGUCAGAAACGGAAACUAGUCUCAUUAGCGACUACAUUACCCAGCGCAUGCUGCAGGAGAUCGACUCGGUCACCAAGAAAGCUGCGGCGUUUGAAUUGCUGCCCCGAGAAUGGCGUAGGACACUAACUCCCGUACCCGCCUUGGCCCGCCAGGAGAAUAGAGCAACUUACGUUUACAACAUUUUUGCGACCAAAAAGGGAGGGUUCCUGUCCGCCGAGGCACUUGUACGACAACACCCCUAUCUCCUCUGGCGGGUCCCCGAAACUGUAUAUAAACAAUCGCUCGCAUCGAUCAACCCAGAUGAACGAAUUUUACUAGCGCUUAGCUCUGCGAUCGACGACAAAAAGCUCUGGGCUAGCCAAGGUGCUGAGGUGAUGGACGCCAUUUGGACAGCGCUUGAGGGACAAGGCAUCGACAAUAUUACGGUGCACAAUACGUUGAGGCUCGUGAGUGCUGGUGGCCACGACGUCGUGUCUCAAAGCAGCUCCCGGAUGUUUAUGCUUCUUGGGAGAGAUGAGUGGCGCUUCCGUCUCAACACUGUACAGAGAUUGCUGAACCACGCCUGA
Messenger RNA from Metarhizium robertsii ARSEF 23, 1737 nucleotides. Its product is annotated as glutamyl-tRNA synthetase. NCBI's taxonomy places the organism in Eukaryota, Fungi, Ascomycota, Sordariomycetes, Hypocreales, Clavicipitaceae. The record is from RefSeq and is a predicted model, not a curated record. Gene Ontology annotation, molecular function: glutamate-tRNA ligase activity; ATP binding; zinc ion binding. The transcript is spliced from 5 exons. Gene Ontology annotation, biological process: glutamyl-tRNA aminoacylation. The coding region runs from base 1 to 1737 and encodes 578 amino acids.